AUGUCUUCUCGAAACCAAACCAAGACGCCGCGCCACAUUGUCAUUGUUGGAGGCGGCGCUGCAGGCAUGUCUUGUGCUGCAACGCUCGCCAAUCACACAGAAGACUUCAAAGUAACCCUCCUCGAAAAGAAUAGCGUCGUAGGCGGCCAAGCAACUUCCAUCCCCCUCGACGAGAAAAGAUUCGGCGCAGCGUGGAUGAACAAUGGAGUUCAAGGAGGAUCUCAAAUCUUCAAACACACCUUCAACUUCUUCAACCAAUACAACUUCCCAGCCCAGCCUCUCCAGCUCCAAGUCUCCUUCGGCAAAGGCCCAUCCGGCUUCUGGACAAACUGCUUCCCCAGCAAGCUCGUCGCCCAGCACUCCUCCGACAUCAAGCGCUUCGGCGUCUUCCUCAAGGUCGUCAAAUGGACCAUGCCCGUCCUCGGCCUCUUGCCCAUCUCCAUCAUGCUCCGCCUCUUCUUCUUCAGCAAGGACUUUGGCGACAAGAUGGUCUAUCCGCUCAUUGCCCUGUUUCUCGGGACGGGGAAUCAGACGGCAAACGUUCCCGCCGCCAUUGUUGAGCGGCUGUUUAACGAUCCUAACAUGAAGCUCUGGGAUUAUGAUGCUGACACUCUGCUGCCGAAUCAACCCACCAUGUACUCGUUUGACUGUUUACACAACUUUUACGACACAUGGAAGAAUGAUCUGGUAGCAAAGGGAGUCUCCAUUAGAACCGGCACCGAAGUCCAAAGCAUCCCAUCACGAUCCAAAAAAGGAGUCCAUCUCGUCAUCAAAGACACCAGCACCGACAACAUCACAACAGAGCACUUCGACAACCUCGUCCUAUGCGUCCUCGCCGACGAUGCCCUCCGCAUCCUAGGAAAAUCAGCAACGUGGCGCGAGAAACUCGUCCUCGGCGGCGCAUCCUUCUACGACGACCUCACAGUCACCCACCACGACUCCGAGUACUUCUCGAAGCAGUACGAAACUCGCUUCAAGCCCGAGCUAUGCGGAGACCCCAAAUCAGAAGCCCAAUGCCACCAAAUCUCCUCUGCCAAGGGAGAUUCUCCCACUCUUGGUUAUAGCGCCGGUUCAAGUUCAGGUUCACAGCAUCAGUCUUUCGAUCCCAUGUACUACACGUACACGUACCAGCAAAACCCGCGCCUCAUCGAAAUGUCUUUCAACUGCAGCAACUACCAACACCAAUUCAAGCACAACCAAGCAUCCACUUUGUCCGAAACCCCCCCUGAACCAGUCUACCAGACCAUCUUCCUCGACAAGCGAAGAAGCAAUCUUUGGACCAUCGACGGCAUCGACGAGGCCAAAAUCAUCAAGCUCAACUGGUGGCAUCAGCUCGGCCACCGCUGGCAGCAUUACGUCCGCGUCGUCCCGGGCGUCAUGUUUCUCCAGGGACACAACAAUACCUAUUUCGCCGGAUCAUGGACUCUAGUGAACAUGCACGAAGUCGCCUGCAUCAGCGGCAUAGCAGCCGCCUACCGCCUCGGCGCAGCAUACCAAAAGUUCGACGACUUCGCCCAAGACUUCUUCGCCAAGUACCUCCUCGUCUCCCACGGAAAACUCUUUUCGCGCGAAGAAAAGAAGAGGAGAAAGCAAAAGGCCGUCUAG
Messenger RNA from Trichoderma aggressivum f. europaeum, 1605 nucleotides. RefSeq lists its product as uncharacterized. The record is from RefSeq and is a predicted model, not a curated record. Gene Ontology annotation, molecular function: oxidoreductase activity. The transcript is spliced from 4 exons. Bases 1 to 1605 code for a protein of 534 amino acids. Lineage: Eukaryota; Fungi; Ascomycota; Sordariomycetes; Hypocreales; Hypocreaceae.